GGCAGCACAACAGCUAUCAGCAGUCAGUGAGACUAGUCACAGAUCACUGCUAGUGCAGACUGGACAGACGGCUCAUCUUCUGUACUUCUCCACUGCACCACAGGAGGAAAGGAAAGCACAUCAACACACUAACCAAAGAAAGAAAAAAGAAAGAAUGGUAUCUUUAUUUUUUGCUGGAUCUAAACUCAUUAUUUAAAGCUUCCUGCGUUUUAGGAUUGUGGGACAUGUUCUAAGUUUUCUUUUUCUUAUUUUCCAAUUCUUUUCUAUUAAAAUAGGAGAACACUGACAGAACAGGAAUAAUCAUUUUAAAGUGACCACACAUUAAGGGGAAUGGUCUUUAAGGUUUGCACAAUCCAUAUGUUCACGAUUUUUUUUUAUAUAUAUAUAUAUAUCUGAGGAGAGAAGAUCUUGAGUUUGCAUUUGUUUAUAUAUAUUAAAUAUAUGUAUAUAUAGAAAAUAUUUUCUGUCAGUUUAAAAGAUACAUAGGAAAAAAAGUUUUUGCCUAAGGCAAGCUCUGGAUUUUUCAUUUCACUAUACCAGCAAGAAUGGAUCUUGUGGCAAUUUACCUUUUAAUGCUGGCUUUCAUAGACGGCCUCCAGGUGGUGCUGUGCUCCGGUCGGGACUGUCUGCGUGCGGGGGAGUGGUGCUCCAGCGACCCUGCCUGCAGCCCUCGGCUCCGGACCCUGCGGCAGUGUGUGGCUGGGAACGGAAGCAUGAAGCUGGGCCCUGGGGCCCGCAACCAGUGUGAGAACGCAGUGACAGCCCUGCACUCCAGCCCCCUGCACGGCUGCAAGUGUAAGAGAGGCAUGAAGAGAGAGAAGAGCUGCCUCAGCAUCUACUGGAGCCUUCACCAGUCCUUCCUACACGGAAUGAACCUGGUGGAAAACUCUCCCUAUGAACUGGUUGACAAGGGUUUUGACUAUGUAAGGCUUGCUUCAAUAGCUUCAGGCUCGGAGGUAGGCAUGACGAUGGUGAACCGCUGCCUGAACGCGGCCAAGGCCUGCAACGUGGACGAGACGUGUCAGAAGCUGCGUACAGAGUACGUGUCGGCCUGCAUAAAGCUCACGGUCAAGCCCGGGUCCUGCAACCGGGCCAAGUGCAACAAGGCGCUGCGCAAGUUCUUUGACCGUGUCCCGCCAGAGUACACUCACGAGCUGCUCUUCUGCCCCUGCACCGACACGGCCUGCGCAGAGCGCCGGAGACAGACCAUCGUCCCUGCCUGCUCCUUCGACAGCAAGGAGAAGCCCAACUGCCUGACCAUCCUGCAGUCCUGCAAGACCGACUAUGUGUGCAGGUCCAGGUGGGCUCAGUACCAGUAUAACUGCCAGCCUUCUCCCCAGUCAGCCAGUGGAUGCAAGCUGGAGAACUAUGGAGCGUGCCUACUGUCUUACACUGGCAUGAUAGGCAGCUUGAUAACUCCAAACUACAUUGACAAUUCCACCUCUAACGUGGCACCCAUGUGUUCCUGCACCUCCAGCGGCAACCAGCAGGGACAGUGUUCCAGCUUCCUCAGCUCCUUCACAGACAACGACUGUCUCAAAAAUGCGAUUCUAGCUUUCGGUAAUGGAACAGACCUGAAUGCAGCACCCAACCAAUCCGGACAUUUCACCCCUACCAGCAACCCCCAGGAGGCUGCCUCCAUCCUGCCGGUUACCAAGGAAACUGAGGACCACCUCUUCAGACAGCUGCUGCCCACCCAGGAUGCCCAGGAGGGGGAGCUGUGGAGCAAGUCAACUCAGGCAUCCCCAGACAUUUCCAGUGGCGCGCCGUCCAUUCUGAAACUGGGACUCUGGAGCCCCCUGCUGCUCAUGCUCUCCUACUACUGCCUCCACUAGGGGGCGACACAGCUGCUGGACCAUGGGACCUUUGUAACUCACCCACCGAGUGCUUUCUUAUGUUAUCUUUUGCGUCCUGGAGAGGAAAGAGGACUAUUUAUAUUUGACACCCAGACCACCACAAUAGGCGAUGGAAGAAACCAACAGACUCUUCCCUGCUGCUGCGUUGUGUACCUUUGUUAAUAGAACUGCUUUAGCAUCUUUUUGCAUAGCCUUUCGGACAAACUUUUUACUGAAACAUUCCUUUAAUGAAGCACAUCCCCCUUUUUUUAUAUACACUUUGAUGAGCUGCUCACAAUACCAAAUUGCUUUUCUUAUUUUAUUUCCCUCUCACCAAACCAACUGGUGUUAUUUUACUGACACAACAAGUAACAUGUUCUUAAACUCUGAGGUCAUCCUUUUAAGACAAAAGACACAGUGCGUAACACUAUGAAGUUGUUUGAACUGGUGCAAAGUUAGCUUUGUGUGAGAAGUGCAGAGCAAGAAGAAAACAGACUUGAAACUGGGUCACUGCUGAAAUGGAACUGGCAAAAGAAGAGCUAUUUGUGUCCAUCUGCUUAACAAUAAAACUUUUCAGUAGACUAAUCUGUUCGGCCAAUGUUGUCGUCAAUCCAUCUGAAUUUGGGAAAUGGAACAGUGCUGAGCAAUCUGCUUUGAACGGUAACCACAGACAAACAGCGGUUCACAUGUGACGACACAACUACCUGAUAUUUUGGGCUUUUCAUGUUUUGGUUGCCUCCACUGUUAGUAUUGCAGAUAUCAGCCUGAGUUGCUUGUGACCCCUCAUUUUACCCAGUGUUCAUCCCCCAAGGUGGGAGGAGUGCAUGGCUCUGUUGCAAAGUUCAGCUCUCUACAUAUCAGGAUAUUCGAUAGAUAGAUAGACCUUGUUUAUUUCAGAGUCAUUUCUUCAACCCAACUUGACCCUGCCAAUGUGUGCAAAAGUAAGUCAUGCACAGGCUUUGAAUUGCGCUUCAUGAUACCUCUCUCAAGAACAGACUAUUGGGACUUGCAAAAUGUCUCGUUCUUGUGUAUCCAUGAACAUAGGCCAUCUCUCUCUACAUAGGUACCAUGUCAUAUAUAAAGUACAAGCAACGGCUGAAUUAAUAAUGAUGUUAAAGUAGACAUGAAUUCCAAAUUGUAUUUUUUGUAGCAUAUCGACAUACAGCAGCUACAUAGUAUAAGAUUAAAGUCAUUAUUACAGCUAUGCUUCUUAAAACACUCCCCAGUGAGGUGGGGAAGCAUAUUACCGUUGCAUGCUUCCCAACUCACUUCAGCCUUGAGCAGUCUUUUCAGAAGCGGUUUUUUUUUUAGUUCGUAAGCAUGGCAGAUGAUUUCAGCAGAAGCACCAAUAGAGCAUCACACAGAACAAAGAGAAUAGGAUGAUUCAACAGGUACAAAAAUAAAUAGUAGGACAUUGAGAUGAUAUAAAGUAGUGUUAGAGAAUAGGAUGAUUCAACAGGUACAAAAAUAAAUAGUAGGACAUUGAGAUGAUAUAAAUUAGUGUUAGUUUGGAGUUUAAAGAAAUGACCCUGCAAAUACAGUAGAGGCCUCUAUCUACAGCAGAUCCUGGGAUGUGAAAUAUGCACAGACAGCAGAACUGUACUGACCUUGUCAUAGACCAAGGGAAGGUCACAGAUCCUGAGAUGUGAAAUAGGCACAGCCCAACAGAACUGUACUGACCUUGUCAUAGACCAAGGGAAGGUCACAGAUCCUGAGAUGUGAAAUAGGCACAGCCCAACAGAACUGUACUGACCUUGUCAUAGACCCAGGGAAGGUCACAGAUCCUGAGAUGUGAAAUAGGCACAGCCCAACAGAACUGUACUGACCUUGUCAUAGACCAAGGGAAGGUCACAGAUCCUGAGAUGUGAAAUAGGCACAGCCCAACAGAACUGUACUGACCUUGUCAUAGACCCAGGGAAGGUCACAGAUCCUGAGAUGAGAAAUAGGCACAGCCCAACAGAACUGUACUGACCUUGUCAUAGACCAAGGGAAGGUCACAGAUCCUGAGAUGAGAAAUAGGCACAGCCCAACAGAACUGUCUGACCUUGUCAUACAUCCAAGGACACAUGUAUAACUUCAGCCAUAAAAAAACAGGAAACAUUGACAUAUGCCGUAUGUGUGACUUAUUUGAUAUUUGAGCAUCUCGGUUGACGAGGAGCGAUCCUUUUGUACAAAGCAGAUCAUGUGAAGGGUGUAUUACUAGCCAUGAUUGAACCAGUGUAUUGUGACUCCAUGUGUUAAAGAGAAGCCGUUUUGAAAUGACCUAGUUAGACUUGGUGGAGACAGACCUCUUCCUUCAGGGUGAAUCACUUGACAUCAAUCAGAGGGACACAAUUGCUUGUGGAUUUCUAAAUAUCCAGAUUCAUGUUAUUAUUGACAAUAAAAGCAAACAGAUAAGACAGUUGGUGGAUUCACUCUUUAUUCAAUGAUGUGGGGAUAUGGAUGAAACCAAGCUAUUCUGCAUAGUUCAGUUUUAACACUAAAACCGCCACGUGGGUCACUUUGACCCAUACAUUUUUAAACUGCUCCGUCAUGAAAAUGAGACAUACUAUCUGAUACAACUGGAAAGUUUUAUUCAUGAACAUCAUAUCUAACAUUUGCAUCGCAGAAACAACAUAUUUAUGGGACAGCAGUGUGGAGUAGUGGUUAGGGCUCUGGACUCUUGACUGGAGGGUCGUGGGUUCAAUCCCAGGUGGGGGGACACUGCUGCU
Molecule: messenger RNA, 4546 nt
Organism: Acipenser ruthenus (sterlet)
Lineage: Eukaryota; Metazoa; Chordata; Actinopteri; Acipenseriformes; Acipenseridae
Product: GDNF family receptor alpha-4-like
Exons: 8
Coding region: 546-1835 (429 amino acids)
Biological process (GO): nervous system development
Cellular component (GO): external side of plasma membrane; signaling receptor complex
Molecular function (GO): signaling receptor activity
Source: RefSeq, a predicted model, not a curated record